AUGGAUUUUUCUAGGCUAGUUAAACAUCAGUUAUUAGCUAUCAUCUUCAUUUCCAUCACCCUAACCAAAGUUAGUUGCUUUUAUUUCAAUUUCCCUACCUUCCAACCAGAGGAUGAUGCUGAAUUAUUGCUGAGCAAAAACUCAAAAAUAUACUUAGAGGCUAUCCAAAUAACCCCUGAUAUUCGUGGUGUAAUAGCGAACUAUUCUGGACGUACUUUCUACAAAAAGCCAUACAAACUUUGGAGCAAGAAGAAGAACAAAAUUGCUGAUUUCAACACCACUUUUGUGCUUAACAUUGGUCCCCAAACUUCACCUGGUGGAGAAGGCUUGGCCUUUAUCUUAACUUCAGAUACCACUCUCCCAGAAAACAGUUCAGGUGAAUGGCUAGGUAUUGUAAAUGCUUCAACCAAUGGAACUUCUCAAUCUCCAAUUCUUGCAGUGGAGUUUGACACACGAAAAAGUUUCACUGAAGAUGGCCCCGACAACCAUGUUGGCAUCAACAUAAAUAGCAUCUACUCAAUAAAACAGGUACCUUUGAUAAACUAUGGGAUCAAUGUUUCAUCUGGUAUAAAUGUAACGGUGAGGAUUCAGUAUUCCAAUGAUAUAAUAUCUGUUUUUGGUUCCAUGAAUGGAACUUCAGAAGAAUUUAUGGAGACCCUUUUGGUAUCUCCACCUCUUAAUCUAUCUUCCUAUCUUCAAGAAGAGGUUUAUCUUGGUUUCUCUGCUUCAACAAGUAUAUACACCGAGUUGAACUGUGUAAGAGCAUGGGAAUUUAACGGUAUAGAUAUUGCAAAUGAUAAUAAAAUUCUAUUGUGGAUUUGGGUCACGGUAAUUACAACUGUGAUUACUAUUAUCAUAUGUGGGGUGGUUUUUUUCUUGGUUUGGAAAAGGAAACAAAGCAUGGAGAAGCCAGAGGAUGCAUUUCCAAGAAUAGAGGAUCAAAUUCAAUACUCAUCUAUGGCUCCAAAGAAGUUUCGGUUAAGGGAAAUCACAAAAGCAACGGGUGGUUUCAGCCUUCAAAAUAAGCUUGGUCAAGGUGGUUUUGGAACAGUGUAUAAGGGUCUAUUGGAAAACAAGGAGAUAGCUGUGAAGAGAGUUUCAAAGAACUCACGUCAAGGUAAGCAAGAAUUCAUAGCUGAAGUAACAACAAUUGGAAGCCUUCACCACAGAAACCUUGUGAAACUCACAGGGUGGUGCUAUGAGAGCAAAGAGCUUCUCCUUGUCUAUGAGUUCAUGCCUCAUGGAAGCUUAGACAAGUACCUCUUUGGUGAUGAUAACAAGUUUGGUAAUGACACACUGAAUUGGAAAAUUAGACACAGUAUAAUACAUGGGGUGGCUCAAGCAUUGGACUAUCUUCACAAUGGUUGUGAAAAGAGGGUUCUUCAUAGAGACAUCAAAGCCAGCAACAUAAUGUUGGACUCAGAAUUCAAUGCAAAAUUGGGUGACUUUGGUUUGGCUCGUACAAUUGAGAAGAGAAAUGAAACUCACCAUUCAACAAAAGAGAUUGCAGGAACACCAGGUUACAUGGCACCUGAAACCUUUCUCACAGGAAGGGCAACAGUGGAAACUGAUGUUUAUGCAUUUGGUGUGCUUGUGUUGGAGGUUGUGUGUGGAAGGAGGCCAGGGGAUUUGUGUUCAGAGGAUGACUACAAGAACAGCAUUGUGUAUUGGGUGUGGAAGCUUUAUGGCAAAGGAACAAUAGUUAGUGCUGUGGAUAAAAAGAUGAGUAAAGAGGAAGAGAUAAAGGAGGAAGAAGUGGAAAGUGUGCUUGUUCUUGGUUUGGCUUGUUGCCAUCCAAACCCACAUCAAAGACCAUCUAUGAGAACUGUUUUGCAAGUUCUCAAUGGGGAAACACCUCCACCUAUGGUACCUAAGGAAAGACCUGCUUUUGUUUGGCCUGCAAUGCCUCAAUCAUUCAAAGAAGGUGAAGAUACCUCACUCAUCCAAGGAUCAGCCACUCCAAUAUUCUCUGAUAUCAGUGGCAGAUGA
Molecule: messenger RNA, 1989 nt
Organism: Gastrolobium bilobum
Lineage: Eukaryota; Viridiplantae; Streptophyta; Magnoliopsida; Fabales; Fabaceae
Product: probable L-type lectin-domain containing receptor kinase S.5
Exons: 1
Coding region: 1-1989 (662 amino acids)
Biological process (GO): protein phosphorylation
Cellular component (GO): plasma membrane
Molecular function (GO): ATP binding; protein kinase activity; carbohydrate binding
Source: RefSeq, a predicted model, not a curated record